UUUCAACUAAAACACGGAAGAUUUCUAAAUUAAACAGCGAUCUUAUUUGAUUGCUUAUUUAUUAUAUUUACAAGAAGUUACCAUUAAAAAAACAAUUUAAAAAGAUAGAAUCUACCAUUAUUAAAUUUACUAUAACAUUAAAUAAAGCAUAAAAGGCCUGUACAAUAUCGAGAUUAUGAGCGGCCUUACAGCUUUUUUGCAAACUGAGCUUUUAACACUCUCGAGUGAAGCGAGAAGAAAACAUCCAGAAAUUAAAGAGGCUGCAGAGCGUUUAAGUGUUAUAUUAAGAAGUUUCAAAGAAAGACCUGGAUAUAGUAUAGCUAAUGAAUUGGCUAAGACAGAAGAUGCUUUACGCCCUUUUGCGCUUGCCUGCGAAACAAAACAGAUCAAAUUAAUAACAAUUGCCAUCGGAUGUAUACAAAAACUAAUUUCUUUUCAUGCCAUUCCAGAGACAUCUAUUCGAACAGUAUUACGCACUUUGACGGAUAUUAGUGUUCAUGGUGUUGAAAUUCAGCUAAAAAUAUUACAAACCGUUUUACCUUUAUUGAAUAAUUAUAGAAGUGUACAUGAUGAUAUUUUGGCGGAGGCUUUAUUAAUAUGUUUUCGCUUACAAGAUUCUAAAACCGUUGUAGUAAAUAAUACAGCAGCUGCAACUUUACGACAGCUUGUUAUAUUUGUAUUUGAUAAAGUUGUUAAAGAGGAUGAACAAAACUUAGAGCAGUCGAAUGCAAAUCAAGAAAUAGAAAUCAGUAGUGGAGAAAAAAUUAAAUUAUAUCCUUGUGCAAAAGACGCUUAUUAUUUAUUUCAAGAUUUAUGUUUGCUUACAAAUGGUGAUCAACCACAGUAUCUUCGUUUAAAUAGUCUUUCCAAAACACUUGGCCUCGAGUUAAUUGAAGGUGUCUUAACCAACCAUUAUAAGUUGUUUCAAGAGCACAAAGAAUUAAGAGCAAUUUUAAAGGAACUUGUUUGUCCAAUGUUUAUUAAAAACUUUUCGGAAAAAAAUGAAUUUUCACAAACUAUGCGUCUUGCAAGAGUUGUAUCCAUCCUUAUCAAACAAUUUAAUGGAAUUCUCGUGAUGGAAUGUGAAAUAUUUUUAUCAAUUUUUAUCAAAAUAUUAGAACCAGAGAACCCACUUUGGCUUCGAGUAUUGGCAAUGGAAAUAUUCAAAGGAAUCUGUAGUGAUAUACAUUUGAUAUGCUCUAUAUAUAAAUGGUAUGAUAGUCAAAACAGUUCAACAAAAGUUUUUCGUGAUAUGAUUACUAGUUUUGGUCGUUUGGCAACUGAAAGGCCUCAAACUAUUGGCGCAAAUCAAAGUAGUAGAGAUAGCAUAGAUCAUGGAUCUAGUGCUUCAAAUGUUUAUAAUUCAUAUUCCAAUCAAAAUAUAUCAUCUAAUUCUGAUAGUUUAAGUAUAGUUACGUCUACUAUGCGUAUUCAAUGGUUAACUUAUAUAUUUUAUCUUGCCUUAAUUUGUCUUAACUCUAUUGCUGACGGCUUAGCAGGAUAUGUGUUACCAAAAUUCUCGUCUCACUCAAUAAAUUCAACACUAGAAGAUGAAUUAAAAAAUAAUGAAGAUAAUGAAAAGGAUUUAGCAUUAGUUACUGAAAUGGCAAAUGCUGCUUGGCCUGGUUUAUUAGCUGCAAUGUCAUUCUACUUGACUGCUAAUCUUGAAGAAGAGCUUUUUCAAUGUACUAUGAAAUCUUAUCAAAAUUUUACCAAUGUUUGUGGUGUAUUAAAUCUUGUUACACCCCGUGAUGCAUUCUUGACUAACUUGUGUAAAAGUUCAAUUCCUAUCAUACCUCUUCUAUCAACAGGCAUUGUUUCUACUACGUCUACAGUACCAAACAAAGUAAAUAGUAAUCCAAGUUCAACAAGUAUUAUCUCAUUAUCAUCAGCAAACACUACUCUAAACGCAGCUGCUAUAUCAUUUUUGGAUUUACCUAUUCAGCAGCAACAAGCAUUGGCGAAUAUUACGUUAAAUGAAAAAAAUUUAUAUAGCCUACGUAUUUUAUUAAAUAUUACCAUGUUUUUGAGUAACACGCUUGGAUCAUCAUGGUAUCUUAUUUUAGAAACACUACAGUUAGCAGAUUUUUUUUUGUUCAAUCGACCUACACCUAAAGGAUCUUCGAUUGGAGGUUCUAAUAUUAGUAAUCCUGCUUCAUCAAAUAAUAUGAGACGAACAGUUACUUCAUCAUCUAAUUCAUCUAUUAGCAUUAACCAGAUAAACCAAAAUACUCAAUCCAACAAUCAGACAAUAGAUAAUGAUCAGCUUACUAUUAUAAAUGCUUCCUUUCAAAGGCUCUUUGAAAAUAGUAAAUAUUUAGAUGCCGAUUCAUUUGUGGCGUUCUCUUCAGCUUUAUGUCUUAUGAGUUCUGAAAUAAGCGGUGCCCCCUUUAAUGCUAGUAGUGAAUCGCUGUAUACCAACAAAACUCGAACAAAGAUUUUCAACGUUAGAUCAUUUGCUAUAGACAAAUUGGAAUAUGUCGCAAUAUUGAAUAUGGAAAGACUUAUUAAUACUGAGAAAGAAUCAUCCUCAAAAAUAUGGGAAUUGAUUAUGUCACAUUUAAUUACUACAGUUAAUUACUCUUUAACCCCUGUAUCAGUUCGUACCCAAUGUUGUGAAGUAAUUGCUAAUAUCAUUACUACUGCUAUGAAUUUUGUUCUUUCAGAAUACAAAGAAGUAAAUGAAACUACUCAGACACGUCUUUUAUUAGCUUUAAGUCAAUGUAUCAACUACACUCCUCCAGCUAAUGAGGAGAUAUUGAUUCAAGAAGCCUUAAACAAUAAUCCAAAGACAUUUAGUGAAGUACAAAAGAUGGGAUUAGAGACUUUAAAUAAUCUAUUACAAACAUCAGGCCAUUCUUUUACUUGUGGAUGGAGUCAUAUUCUUGAUAUAUUACGCCAUGUUGCUGUAUGCGCUAUUGGUCCUCCACCUGACGCUAAUUACAAUAACCAUAGUGAUGAUGAAGCUGACGUAGAAGCGGUAUCUACAAUAGCUAGUCCAGAGACAAAACAUGAAAGAUCGAGCGUUGAUACGACGGCUUCUUCUAUUAUGGCGGGAUCCAUUAUGGCAACAGCAGGUCCUAAAUCAGCUACAGGACUUAUUAAGAUAGCCUUUUCUAGUCUUCAAUUAAUUUGUACAGACUUUUUAUCAUUGCUCUCACCUGAUUGUUUACGACAGUGUAUUGCGACUUUAGGUUCAUUUGGUAUGCAGAGCGAUGAUCUAAAUAUCAGCUUGACAGCUGUUGGUUUAUUAUGGAAUUUAUCAGACUUUAUUCAAACUCGUCGUAUGGAUCUUUCCAGUCAACAGGAUUCACCAUUAAAAGAUGAAAAAAUCGAAAAAAAGAAUAUGAAUAUUGAUGUGCCUCUUCAAAAUGAAGACGUAAAUAAUCCAAAAACCUAUAGUAUUCUUUGGAUACUUUUGCUGCUUCAGUUAUCAUACACUUGCGUUGACUGGCGUCCUGAAGUACGAAAUGGAGCCAAUCAAACUUUAUUUAGAACAAUUACAAUGAAUGGGCAUAUUUUAGGCCAAUAUCUUUGGAAUACGUGCAUUUGGGAAGUUUUGUUUCCUUUAUUAGAUUCUAUAAAAAUGUCAUCGAUUCGUGCAUCAAAACUAUCCUCAAGUAAGACAUCCUCACCUACUGCAAAUGGAGAUCGUGACUCUUCUGGAUUUAUGCUUCAUCACUCACGAGAUACAGCAGAAAAACAAUGGGAUGAAACGAAGGUGUUAAUUUUAACAGGGAUUUCUAGCAUUUUUCAUGAUUUCUUAAAUGAUUUAUGUCAAUUGGAACAUUUUCAACAGGCUUUCACUUUAUUACUAGCGCAUUUAGAAGACUCUUGUAUUCGGUCUAGCCAAGAAGUAUCUUUUGCAAGUAUCAAAAGCUUUAAAACAAUUAUUACUCUUCCAUCCAAUUUUAAAGAAACCUCGAAAUUAAUGAGCUUGUGGCAUCGUGCUUGGAAUACCUGGGAAGCUAUUGGGCUUAAGAUCUGUCAGUCCAUGAAUGGUGAUUUAUUAUCUACUACUCCCGAAAAAAAGGAUUUUUUAACAUCUUUUAAUAAUGAUAAUGAAACUGAACUCCAAUCAUUCACCCUUUCUUUAUCUACUUCGGCUAUAGCACCCGUAUCAAAUGAUUUCACCCAGGAUAUGCUAACAUCUUAUGUUAAUAUGUUUACCGAUCUUUACAAAUUGAUUUCUUCUACUUUUACAUUGGAAAAUGUUGUCUCACUUUUAAGUGUAUUACGAAACGUUCUUGUCUAUUCCACAAGCCCUCAAUACCGUCCUGAUAUUGAUCAUGUUUCUCCCUUACAGGAAGCUGUCUUGGAUGUAGUCCAAAAAUUAGAUAUGAGUAUGGAUGGUGUGCCUCCUUUAGUGUUAGCUGAUUUGGCAGAGUAUAUGACACUUGCAUUCUUAAGUCCACCCGAAGAUGGACAAAGCAAAAGUCGUGGCUAUAUUCCACCAAGUCAACGCAAAUUCUCUACGGUCACUUAUAUCGCGCUUAAUAAAAAAUGUAGCUCUUUAGUGGUCAAUCUAUUUAAAGCUCAUGCUAAUGCAUUGUCUCUUUAUACAGAAGGCAUAUUCGAACAUAUCAUUGGCGCUUUUGGAUUACCCAUGAAAUUAAAAUAUGAUUGUCCUCCUUCAUAUAAACAUGGUGAUGAUAAAACGCCUUUAUGGAAAAUAGCUACAACUGGAUUUUUGGAUAUUUUAAAGAUAGGUUUAGAAAAGCUAGAAAGUUUUGAAGAAGAGGUGCCUGUAGAAAGAUUUUGUGGGGUAUGGCAUACACUUAUGGAUAUUUUAGAAGGAAGUCUUUUAUCACCUAGCUCGCCUCCCGAAAGCAUGAAUAUCGAAGAGCUUGAUGCAGAUGAACAUUUCGAUAUUUCAAUAUUAAAAUCAAUCGAAAGUAUUGUUGUAGUUCACCUUGGACAACCUCGAGUACCAAUCGAAGUCAUUAAAAAGUUAGUGCAUAUUAUUCACGAAGGAUCUCGAUUAUAUUAUAUUGAAGAUACUUCAGUAGUAACAGAUACCAACAUAGAAGAAGGCGAUAUAAAGAGAUCUAAUUUCGUAAAUGACAGAUCAAGUGAUAUUGUGGGUACAACGGGUACAAUCGUGCCUGUCAUGAAAGAGUCUUUUGCAUAUGCAUCUUUUAUGACGCUAUUUACAUUAUGCUCUGCUGAAAAACAAGAUAACAUUCAUGUUCGUAAAAGAAUUGCUGAAGCUGCUAUUCCAGUGUUGCUUGAACGAUGUAAAACUAUUCUUCGAAACUAUACUGCUGAUGAGCCUUUAUUAGGAAGAUGUCCGUUUCCAAGAGUUCGUAAAGAAGAGAUACUUUUUGUUCUCAAACAAUUAAUUCAAUUAAAAUUACGAGAUAACAUUCUAGCAUACAAUGAAAACAAUAGUGGAAUAGAUGUUGUGAAACAAACACUUUUAUCUGGACCAAGAGCUCAUCUCUUUUAUUUAUAUCCCUCGUUGUGUAAUAUGACUACAUGUAAAGAUGAUAUAGUUGUUAGUUUAAUCAAAGAAUGUUUGCAGAUAGUAGGCAUAGAAAUGGGACUUUCCUCUUUAACUUAAUUUUGGAUUAUUUUUUUUAUUUAUAUUAUAUGUACAAGUUUGUACACAUAUUAUAGCUGUUCAAUAAACUUUUAUAGCACUUGAAAAAGUA
Messenger RNA from Cokeromyces recurvatus, 5654 nucleotides. RefSeq lists its product as uncharacterized. NCBI's taxonomy places the organism in Eukaryota, Fungi, Mucoromycota, Mucoromycetes, Mucorales, Mucoraceae. The coding region runs from base 176 to 5563 and encodes 1795 amino acids. The record is from RefSeq and is a predicted model, not a curated record. The transcript has 13 exons.